AUGAAUGCUGCUGAAGCACAUGACCUUUGCACGAGGUCUCAGUCCACGGUGAUUGCAAGGACUACGUGUUUAAGAUGUGUCACUCCACCAUUUCCAGCACAACAACGCCCGCCUGUACCCACUGUGACCUCGCCAGCCUUAUCUGCGACUCACUCCCGACAAGAUUCGGAGGGUCUCAGUCAUGGCCAGGCCGCAACCGUGGACCAUCACACCGACCCCCAUUCCUCGCACGAGCUGCAUAGCAUACGCAGCUGUGUCACCUGCCGUCGGAGGAAAGUCCGCUGCAACAAGCGAUCGCCGUGCUCGAAUUGUGUCAAGGCGGGUAUCGAGUGCAUUUUCCCCCCACCUGGAAGGGCGCCCCGCAAAUCGAAGCGGCCACAAGAUGCGGAGCUCCUAUCUCGACUCAGGCGCCUGGAGGGUGUCAUCGAGCAUCUGAACGAGAAACGAACCGCGUCGCUAUCGGACACGCCUUCCCCACGCCAGUCGCGCAGUGAAAACGUGAGCACACAGGGUCCGCCGGCGCCUCACGCAGGCCCCGGCGACGGGGACGGGUGUCCGCUGAUGCUGGAUCCUGCUAAUGUGGAUCCCCGGAGGCCUAUGGCCACGCGAAACAUGGAGCAUGAAUUUGGACGACUGGUUAUUGAUGAAGGCCGGAGUCGCUAUGUGAGCAAUCGGUUCUGGGCCAGUCUCGGUGAUGAGAUCGAAGAGCUUCAGGAUAUCCUCGAUCCAUCAGCGUCGGAGGACGAGGAUUACCCCUCUCCCGAAUCGUCGUCGACGCAUUCCGCCAACCACGACGGUUUCCUAUUCGGAUUCUACUCGCUUUCUCAUUCCCUUCGCGGCUUCCUGCCACCAUCGUCGAAGAUUCCGGUGCUCUGGAAUUUGUACUACGAGAAUGUGGCCCCGCUGGUCCCCGUCGUGCAUAAACCUACAGCCCAACAGCUCUUUACGAUCGCAGCCCAGGAUCCGAGCAGCUUAGAUAAGAACCAAGAAGCACUGUUCCUGGCGAUGUGCUUGGUUGCGGUUAUCAGCUUGUCUCAUGAGCAGUGCGUCAUUCAAUUAGAUGAGGACCGUGAUACUGCUGUGAAACGCUAUCGGUUUGCGGUCGAGCAAGCUUUGGCGAAGGCCAAUUUCUUGAACACGCAGAACCUAAUGCUACUGCAAGCUGCUGUCAUCUUUCUCAUUGGCAUCCGUCGUGAGGAUGAUACCAAGUUCGUGUGGUCUAUGACGGCUCUCGUUCUUCGCCUUGCGCAAGGUCUUGGCCUUCACCGGGAUGGGACGAAGUUCGGAUUGAAGCCCUUUGACACGGAAAUGCGUCGGAGAUUGUGGUGGCACAUCUGUUUGUUGGACAUUCGGUCGUCCGAAGACCAUGGCACUGAUUCGCAGAUCCAUGAACGAAUUUAUGAUACGCGGCUUCCACUGAACGUCAAUGACGAUGACAUCACACCGGACAUGCAAGAGCCGCCCCCCGAGAGGAUUGGCUUUACCGAGGUGACCUUCUGUCUUAUCCGCUGCGAUAUCACAGUAGCCCUUCGGCGGGUGAGCUAUGCCUGCCCUAAUGGUCAUUUCACCCCAGGUACUCGACCAAUCUCCGCGGAUAACUGCGGGAACCUGAUCAAAGCCAUUAAUGCCCGCAUCGAGGAACGAUACAUCAAGCAUUGUGAUAUGAAUGUGCCUAUUCAAUGGGUCUGCGCUACAAUCGCUCGGCUCAUUCUCACGAAGCUAUGGCUUGUGAUUCAUCAUCCCAUGACUCGGCCUGAUCGUGACGUUGCUCUGACGAAUGCAAACCGAGAGAGCUUGUUCGCAACUUCUGUGGAGGUUGCCGAAUUUGCGCGCCUUCUUGGGGCCGACAAGAACACAUUUAAGUGGAGCUGGCUCUUUGCCACGAACAUGCAAUGGCAUGCCAUUGCAUUUGUCUUAUCAGAGCUUUGCGUACGCCCCUUGAGCCCUCUGACCGACCGUGCUUGGGAGGCUGUAAGCAAUCUUUACCGAGAUUGGGUGCGCAACAGCAAACAACGGAAGGGCAUGCUUUGGCGACCGUUGUCAAGGCUCAUGAAGCGCGCGGCCGCCCACAGAGCAAAGCAACAAGACUUGCGAACUCAGUUGGGUCUCAAUGUAGGCUCUUUUGAGGCUGUGCCAUUCACCGGUGGCACUGGACCCUCAAUUAUUCAAGCCCCUCCCAUAUUACCCCAGCCUCUUGCACAACGAGAAUCCCAAAUAUCAUCUGCCAUGCCAGAAGGCGGCACCUUGUCUAAUACAAACGUGCUGGAUAUCGAUCUUCGAAAGGGGCCGGUAGACGCAAUCAACACUUUGUUCCCAGGCGUUGACUUGUUCUCUCCUCAAGCGGCAGCAAUGACGGCCGCCAUGGAGCAACCAACUACAACGCCUGGCGGUGCAUCGAUGAACUCAUUCGCCGGACCGGUGCCCAUGCAAAACGAGAACAAGCCGGACCCGCAGCUCAAUUGGGAUGAGUGGGAUAGGGUGAUGCACGACUUCCAGAUGGAUUUGCAAGAAGCCAACACCGAAAACCCUUUUGCGAAUAUCUCCGACUGGCUUGCUUGA
Molecule: messenger RNA, 2559 nt
Organism: Aspergillus uvarum CBS 121591
Lineage: Eukaryota; Fungi; Ascomycota; Eurotiomycetes; Eurotiales; Aspergillaceae
Product: putative C6 transcription factor
Exons: 3
Coding region: 1-2559 (852 amino acids)
Biological process (GO): regulation of DNA-templated transcription; DNA-templated transcription
Molecular function (GO): DNA-binding transcription factor activity, RNA polymerase II-specific; DNA binding; zinc ion binding
Source: RefSeq, a predicted model, not a curated record